ACGCUAUCGGGGACGGCCCGUAACUAAACAGCACCGCAUAUCUGGCAACCCACAGCAGCAACGUCCAGCCCUCGCCUUUGGAUUUGACAGCGGGAUUGCCUUCUGCCAGUACAAUAUCAACAUUGGGAAGGACGCAGUCUGAAUACCGAGAUGGCAGUGAAUGUAUACUCCACAUCAGUAACAAUUGAGAACCUGAGCCGACAUGACAUGUUGGCAUGGGUUAAUGACUCCCUUCAGCUCACCUGCACCAAAAUAGAACAAUUAUGUUCAGGGGCGGCUUAUUGUCAGUUCAUGGACAUGUUGUUCCCAGGGUGUAUUCUUUUAAAGAAAGUGAAAUUUCAAGCAAAACUGGAACAUGAAUUUAUACACAACUUCAAAGUACUCCAGGCAGCUUUCAAGAGAAUGAACGUUGACAAAAUAAUUCCUGUGGAAAAAUUAGUCAAAGGAAAAUUCCAGGACAACUUUGAAUUCGUCCAGUGGUUUAAAAAAUUCUUUGAUGCCAACUAUGAUGGAAAAGAGUAUGAUCCUCUUCAAGCUAGACAGGGCCAAGAUGUGGCACCUCCACCAAAUCCAGGGCCUCAGAGAACAUCGCCAACAGUACCUAAAAACAUGCCCACACCACAGAGGGUGACCACCACCAUAAGGAAGAACCCCACACAUGCCCGAAAUGGGGGCAGUGACGCUGAAAUCAUGGAGCUUAAUCAACAGCUGAUGGAGUUGAAGUUAACCGUAGAUGGUCUGGAGAAGGAAAGAGAUUUCUACUUCAGCAAACUUCGAGACAUUGAACUAAUCUGCCAAGAGCACGAGAAUGAAAACAACCCCAUUCUGACAAGGAUAAUUGACAUUCUUUAUGCCACAGAGGAUGGCUUUGCACCACCAGACGAUGAUGAAAUAGACGAGCAGGCCCACUUGGACCAGGACGAAUACUGAGCAUCCCCUUCUCUUCCUUAUCAUCAUGACCCUCCAAGACUUCCUCACCCGCCACUUUGAAUGACCCCCUUAUGCACGCUGUUAAUAUCCCCUCAGUUUCCAACAAAUCUGUGGACUCUUCAUAUUCUCUCUUUGUCUCAGCCUACGCUGGUUUAUGCACUACAUCAGUUUUAACAAACGCUCACUGUCCUCACCCUCAUUCAGACAGUAGCACCAACCACGACACAUCCCAGCCGUCUCAGCAUGUUUUACAUAUCGACAUUGAGAAUGAACAAAAUAAGGGUAUCAUUGAUUGUGGGUAGCACAAGGGACUUGUAAAUGUAAAUAUUGUGAUGAGAAAGAUGUUUUUGAAGAAAAACUUGUCGCCUGCAAUGUAGUCAUUUGUCAUCCAAUUUCAUACACAUUUUCUUUAUGGUCUGUCUUGGCUUCAUUUACAGUAGUAUGUAAUGCUCACUAUCACACAUUCACCUCUGUUUUUAGCCUCAGUUGCCCUCUCUCUCUGACUAUUCACUUAUAAUGAUUAAAACACUAUAGGCACCAUAAAGAACAAUCCCAACAAUAUCAAAUUCAUGUAUCUUUUAUACCUACAAAGGUAUUGAUGUCAAGCUUGUCAGUGACAAACUAAUCCGUUAAAACCUGCUAUAUUAAUCUACCUAAUUCUAAACUACACAGAGGACUUUUAUACUUUUAUAAGUUGGAUGGGCCAGUGACAGAGGUAGAAAUAAACAACAACAUUAAAACAUGAAAAAGGCAUUAAAAUGUGUUUAAAACACUGUAACUUAAAAAAUGGCACAGGUUGUUUUGCUUAUACCAAGGAAGCAUGUGAAUGUUAUACAUUGACAAUUGAUGAGCGAUUGCAAUUUUUUUUUCCUCCUUUUAAUUGCAGUUCUGUUUUGCUUGAUUGUGAAACGUCAUUCUCAGACUGAAAAAUAGAAACUCACCAAAUGAAUGAAAAGUGGUAUUACCGUCAUAUCUAGCAUUACAUUCAUGAAACCACUGAGCACGAAGGACAAUACUCGUUACUGUGUUCAUUUUAUUUUAUUGCAAUCAGAUAAGUUGUACUACUGAUCAGAUGAUGUCAUGUCGAAUUGAACUGACGUUUGCUGCUAGUGUUGCUGCAUUUGUGUGUUUUAUUCUGUAUUUAUUUUGCUCAGCUAUUAAAUAGCAUACGGGCUUGUGCAUUCUUAACUGUAAAUCAUAUCAGAUUUGUAAAAUGCCCUGAUCAGAUGAAACAGAUGCUGAAUACCAGAAUCAUUGGUUUUCAGAAUGAAUCUACUCUGUAGAGAACCUGAGUCAUCUUAUAUUGUCUCAGUAUGGCCAUAAUUGUGUUUGCCAUUG
Messenger RNA from Xyrauchen texanus (razorback sucker), 2268 nucleotides. Its product is annotated as microtubule-associated protein RP/EB family member 3-like. Gene Ontology annotation, biological process: regulation of microtubule polymerization or depolymerization; spindle assembly; protein localization to microtubule plus-end. Gene Ontology annotation, molecular function: microtubule plus-end binding. Gene Ontology annotation, cellular component: microtubule organizing center; spindle midzone; cytoplasmic microtubule. The record is from RefSeq and is a predicted model, not a curated record. The coding region runs from base 151 to 930 and encodes 259 amino acids. The transcript has 7 exons. NCBI's taxonomy places the organism in Eukaryota, Metazoa, Chordata, Actinopteri, Cypriniformes, Catostomidae.